AUGGCUGAACAACAACAGGAGGCGCAGCCUCUCUCCUCCAUGUUCCCUAAUCCGCCUCCCUUUUGGCAAGAGUUUACACCAGAUCGGAUAUCGCGUAUUGAAGAAUUAAAGACACCAUAUAUCGCCCAGCAUGGUGGAGAUCCCAUGACGGUUCGAGUACCCGAUGUUCCUGAAGAUCUCGUCAACUUGCAACCACCAGCUGAGCCGGCGGAUGGGCGCUGGCGCGUGUUUGGUGACCAGUACAUGCUUGAUGAUAAGCUCCCAACUUUGGAGGACCAGGGCAUCACAAAUCUCCCAUCAACAUCACAGUCCGAAUCCAAGGACGCCAAGCGAUUUGACCGCGCUUUUGAGCUUAAGCGGCUAGCCAAGUCUCUUCUCUUGAAUUUCCUCGAGCUUUCUGGCAUAUUAUCACAGAACCCGUCGCAUGCUGAAGCCAAGGUUCAAGACUUGCGCACUCUAUUCAUCAACUUUCAUCAUAUCUUGAAUGAGUACCGGCCACAUCAAGCACGAGAAUCUGUCAUCGCACUCAUGCAGGAACAUCUUGAUCGUACGCGCACUGAAACCAUGGCUAUUCGCACACAAGUGGACAAGGCUCGCCGAGUGCUCGAUGGCCUGGGAAGCUUGAGUGUGCCUGACGUGCCCAAGGCUUUGGGACAACAGACUGACGAGGAAGACUGGGAUGCGCUUGCGAAGCAGAGAGAAGCGGAUGUAUGGGCUGCGACAGAUGCUUUGUUUACUUGA
Messenger RNA from Fusarium coffeatum, 741 nucleotides. RefSeq lists its product as uncharacterized. Lineage: Eukaryota; Fungi; Ascomycota; Sordariomycetes; Hypocreales; Nectriaceae. The transcript has 2 exons. Bases 1 to 741 code for a protein of 246 amino acids. Gene Ontology annotation, molecular function: transcription coregulator activity. The record is from RefSeq and is a predicted model, not a curated record. Gene Ontology annotation, cellular component: mediator complex; core mediator complex. Gene Ontology annotation, biological process: regulation of transcription by RNA polymerase II.